Messenger RNA from Caenorhabditis bovis, 1533 nucleotides. The record is from the annotation of a GenBank genome assembly. NCBI's taxonomy places the organism in Eukaryota, Metazoa, Nematoda, Chromadorea, Rhabditida, Rhabditidae.
AUGAUUGGGGUGGGAGCAAAUAUCGGUUAUGACAAAAGUAAUCUGAUGUCUGCUUUCAGCGACCCAUUUGAAUACGAAUGCGGGCAUCCACAGUGCCAGAAUCCAGUAUCGUGGAAUGGGAUGAGGGUAUUCCCAAGAACACCGCGUCAAUCAGCCCGAGCGUUUGCAAUGAUAAGAAGAUGGGGAAAACCGUCGGAGUUGCUGGUUGCACACCAUUUGAACAACGAGGAAAUGGACCAACUCAUUCAAAUAAAGGAUAUCAUGUCGGUUCUACAAAUGUACGGCAGAUGCCCCGUUAUUCAGAAGGAGCUUAUAGCGAAGGACGCGCCAUUUAGAACGAAGAUUGCCGUGGAAAUGACGGAAAUAAAGAAAAAAUGGGAGCAGGAGAGGGCACAACUGGAAAGCUCGUCGAGGGUGACGUUAGUGCCCAUGAGUUUGAAGCAGUACGCAAAUGAAUGUGGAUGGCGCACGUAUCAAACCGGAAGCGAGCUGAUGAAGGAGGCGGACAGAAGAGUAAAUUCGGUAGUGAUUCUCGUGGAACUGAAAGAAGGGACGCAAGAAGCCAUCAACCAGUUGCUAAGAAGCAAGGAAGGUCGUCGAAUCGUGUUGGUGCCGAUGGAGUUUGAGGAGAAGAAAACGAUUAGCGAAAGUAUGGCGGACAUGGACUUCUGGGAGAAGCAGUUUGAUGAGUGGGAGAAGAUGGGAGCAGCCGUGCUGCGGCCGAAACAGAAAACACGAAGUCAAGAAUUCUUGGGAAUCCAAAUUAGACCGGCGAACAUCAACACAAAAGAGCGAACUAUGGCGGAAUUGAUGGAGUUGGUCGAAGUUUACCGGGAGUUAAUGCCGGAAUUGGAGUCUAUGGUAGCGGAUACGAUGGAGAUUCGGAGGCGGUGGACAGCGUGGACGGCAAAGGCGAACCAAGAAGGAAAGGGUAGAGCGGAGAAACGAGGACCGUCGCCGCAGAUAUCGUAUCGGCAAGGACAUAAAUCCAAGAUGGGAAGCGAAUUGAACAAGAGUUCCUCAUCGUCUGACAGCACUGAUCACUCGUUCGAAUAUGAUGCACUGCCAGCGUUUAAACAUGAUAUGAUGUUGACGGACAUCAACGACGCUGGUCUCAAGCGUCUCGCCGACAUUACUGGAAUUGAGAAUCUCAGUGUUGGAGCAUUCUCAUCUCCUGCAUUUCCAGUGGAAGGUCUCAUCUUUGGACCGAAUAAUCGACUAAUGGUGUGCCUCAACUGUCGUCGUGCCAAGAAGCCUAAUGCGCCAAUCGUCAAAGUCUGGUUUUUGGUGGAUAGUGGAUCAAAUUGCACAUUUCUCGACGAGAAAACGAUCAGCAAACUCACGGGCUCUGACGCGAUUCCUUCGGCUCUUCAAGUCGCCAUUCAGGAUGAAAAUUCUGUGAUCGAAUGCGCCCUCUCGCACAGCCAUUUCAAGGAAGCGAACGUAUUGGGGAUGUUGGCUAUGCGUAAAAUGAACUUGACGAUCGACAGCGUGAAUUGGACUGAAGAGACUUGGCGCCUUGUGAAACAGUGA